AUGGGCCACUACAGCCGCCAAUGCCCGCAACCUCAGAAGGAGGGUAAUGGGAGCUUCGGACAGACAGGUUUUGUGAAACAAAACUCUAGAGGCCCAUCGCAGCAGCAGAAUGGGCAAAAUAAGGGAAAACAGCCCAUGGGAACCCAGCAAGGCACUAGAGGGCGUAUCUUCAUGCUACAGACUGAGGAACAAGAGCAGGAUCCCUCUGUGAUCCAAGGUACGCUAUUAUUGUACAGUACCUGCGUACAAGCAUUGUUUAACUCUAGAGCAUCGCAUUCGUUUAUAUCUUCUGCCUACGUAACUGCUCUAACACUACAAACAGAACCCCUAAGUACGAGUAUGAAAGUCAAAUCACCAUUGGGGGGGAGUAUAACUGUUAAUCUAGUAUGUAGAGGGUGCGAGAUAAAAAUAGCCAACCUGCGUCUGACAUGCGACCUCAGGGUGAUCGACAUAGCAAAUUUUGACGUAAUCCUUGGAAUGGACGGCUAUCAGCUCACCGAGCGGUCAUAG
Molecule: messenger RNA, 510 nt
Organism: Rhododendron vialii
Lineage: Eukaryota; Viridiplantae; Streptophyta; Magnoliopsida; Ericales; Ericaceae
Exons: 1
Coding region: 1-510 (169 amino acids)
Source: RefSeq, a predicted model, not a curated record